CUCGGCUCUGGCCGCCGCCGCCUCUUGCCUUUACCUGGGGGUACGGACCAGCGACCUCCAAGCCAGGGUGGCGGCCAUCGAAGGGGCCCGAGGGGGUUCCUCCUCCUCCUCCUCUUCCUCCGUCGCCCCGCUGCCCGGCUUUUCCCUGGAGCAGCUGAACGCGAUGAUGCAGGAGAAAGUGGAGCGACUUCUCGCCCAGAAAUCCUACGAGCACUUGGCCAAAAUACGAGUAGCCAGAGAAGCGCCUCCAGAGUGCAACUGCCCACCAGGUCCUCCAGGGAAAAGAGGUAAGCGGGGCAGAAGAGGAGAGACUGGACCUCCUGGUCUACCAGGGCGAAAUGGCUAUCCGGGUCCGAUUGGUAUGGAUGGAAAGCUGGGUCAGCCUGGUCCACAAGGCCCUCCUGGUCCCAAAGGCGAGAAGGGAGAUCAAGGUGAUCAGGGCCCUCGGGGUCUGCCAGGCUUCCCCACAGUCGCUGCUCUGCACAGUAAUCAGAUCCUCACCGUCAAGGGGGACCAAGGACAAGCUGGGCCCCCCGGGCCUCCAGGGCCACCAGGACCCAGAGGUCCCCCAGGAGAUACCGGCAAAGAUGGUCCUCGUGGGAUGCCUGGCAUACCAGGCGAGCCAGGAAAGCCAGGAGAACAAGGACUGACAGGACCUCAGGGGCCUCCAGGACAAAAGGGUUCUGUCGGAGUGCCUGGGGUUCCAGGGAGAGAUGGACAAGUGGGUGAGCCUGGUUUGCCUGGCAUAGCAGGAGAGAAGGGAGCAGCAGGGCUUAAGGGUGACCCUGGAGAAAGAGGAGAAAAGGGUGAUGCUGGAGAAAAUGGACCAAAGGGUGACACAGGAGAAAAGGGUGACCCUGGUUCUUCUGCUGCAGGAAUUAAGGGCGAACCCGGUGAAUCUGGACGGCCUGGACAAAAGGGUGAACCAGGUCUUCCUGGGCUUCCUGGACUCCCUGGGAUAAAGGGUGAACCGGGUUUCAUUGGUCCACAAGGAGAACCUGGGUUGCCAGGGCUGCCAGGAACAAAGGGUGACAGAGGAGAGGCAGGCCCUGUCGGGAAGGGCGAGCGAGGUGAACCUGGAGUUCCUGGACCAAAGGGCGAUACAGGUGACAGAGGUGACACAGGAUCUGCAGGUCCACGGGGACCACCUGGACAGAAGGGUGAUCAAGGUGCAACAGAGAUAAUUGAUUACAAUGGCAAUAUCCGUGAAGCUCUGCAGAGGAUUGCCACCCUGACUGUCACGGGGCCACCAGGACCACCGGGACCCCAAGGGCUGCAAGGGCCAAAGGGUGAACCAGGAUCCCCAGGAACUCCAGGAGUUGAUGGGGAGCAGGGUCUUAAAGGCUCAAAAGGAGAUACAGGUGAUCCUGGAAUGCCUGGAGAAAAGGGAGGAAUCGGACUGCCUGGCCUGCCAGGAGCCAAUGGUAUGAAAGGCGAAAAAGGAGACGUUGGUUUGCCUGGAGCCCAAGGUCCUUCAAUGAUAGGACCACCUGGACCACCAGGGCCACAUGGUCCUCCAGGCCCUAUGGGACCUCAUGGACUGCCUGGCCCAAAGGGUGUAGAUGGCCCAGUUGGUCCCCAUGGCCCUGCAGGUCCUAAAGGAGACAGAGGUGAAAAGGGAACUGUAGGUGAACCUGGACCCAGAGGACCAUACGGCUUGCCUGGGAAAGAUGGAGAGCCUGGCCUUGAUGGUUUCCCUGGUCCUCGAGGAGAAAAGGGUGAUAUAGGAGAAAAGGGAGAAAAGGUGACCACAGUGUUAUUAACUGUUGCUUGAUUCCUCAGCCUAGUCAGUCCUGCUGUCUUUAUGCUAUAAAUUGUCCCAUUAAAACUCAUCUUUGUUUUUACUGUGUGCUAAAAGGCAGGUCACAGGUACAUGCUAAGCAAAAUAAUGAAAAAACACAAAAAUUUAUGCACAGAAUUAAUAGUA
Calidris pugnax (ruff) is the source of this 1927-nucleotide messenger RNA. It is a transcript of the gene COL25A1, whose product is annotated as collagen, type XXV, alpha 1. The transcript is spliced from 35 exons. NCBI's taxonomy places the organism in Eukaryota, Metazoa, Chordata, Aves, Charadriiformes, Scolopacidae. The record is from RefSeq and is a predicted model, not a curated record. The coding region runs from base 164 to 1774 and encodes 536 amino acids.